Messenger RNA from Callorhinchus milii (elephant shark), 6003 nucleotides. RefSeq names its product aryl-hydrocarbon receptor nuclear translocator 2 (gene arnt2). Gene Ontology annotation, biological process: regulation of transcription by RNA polymerase II. Bases 581 to 2518 code for a protein of 645 amino acids. Gene Ontology annotation, cellular component: nucleus; aryl hydrocarbon receptor complex; transcription regulator complex. The record is from RefSeq and is a predicted model, not a curated record. Lineage: Eukaryota; Metazoa; Chordata; Chondrichthyes; Chimaeriformes; Callorhinchidae. The transcript is spliced from 18 exons. Gene Ontology annotation, molecular function: DNA-binding transcription factor activity, RNA polymerase II-specific; RNA polymerase II cis-regulatory region sequence-specific DNA binding; protein dimerization activity.
ACCUAAAAAUAAGUAUUUGUAAACAAAAUUGUUUUCAUGAAUGGAUAUUGUAUAAAUAAUAAAUGUUAGCAAAUCUUUGAAUUUUGCCAAGAGCUGUCCUCAAAAUUAUGCUUCCAUUCAACCUGGAGCCUCUAAACAUAUACACAAUGCAAUUUACAUUGAUGUAGUGGCUUUCACGCUGACAGGACGUCUUAAAGCACUUGACAUUGCUGCCUUAGCAUUGAGCUGUGGGUGGGAGCCGAACGGGAUUGGGAAGGGAAAGAUGACCACAAGCGCGGUCACAGAGAUAAAUCUUGAAUUGAGACGGACCUUGAACAAGGGAAGGGAGGGAGCUUCUCAAAGGGAAGGGAUGGAGUUCCAGAGAACAAGGACAGAAUGGCCUAAAGCCUGCCUGCUGAUUGUGGGGCGGAAGGGGUGAGACACAUAAAGAAGGCUGGUGUUCGCUGAGUGAAGGGAGCGGCAGCCGGGACAGCAGAGUUGAAGGAGGUUACAGAGGUAUGAUGAUCAUCAGACACAUGAUGAUAAAGAAAUAUUUGCAAGAGAGAAUCACAGUGAAAUUGAGAGAAGACGUAGAAACAAGAUGACAGCCUACAUCACAGAAUUGUCUGACAUGGUGCCAACAUGUAGUGCUUUAGCACGCAAACCUGAUAAACUGACCAUCCUUCGCAUGGCUGUCUCUCAUAUGAAGUCUUUAAGGGGAACAGGAAAUAAAUCCACCGAUGGUGCAUAUAAACCUUCUUUCUUGACAGAACAGGAAUUGAAACAUCUUAUUUUGGAGGCAGCAGAUGGAUUCCUUUUUGUAGUUGCAUCGGAGACUGGAAGAGUGAUCUACGUUUCAGACUCUGUUACACCUGUUUUAAACCAUCCACAGUCUGAAUGGUUUGGAAGCACCUUAUAUGAGCAGGUUCAUCCGGAUGAUGUGGAUAAAUUGAGAGAACAGCUUUCCACAUCAGAAAAUUCCAUGACUGGUCGUAUUCUAGAUCUCAAGACUGGGACAGUAAAAAAGGAAGGACAACAGUCUUCAAUGAGAAUGUGCAUGGGAUCAAGGCGUUCCUUUAUUUGUAGAAUGAGGUGUGGAACUGCUCCCUUGGAUCACGUCUCAUUGAGUAGGCUAACUGUUAUGCGGAAGAGAUAUAGGAAUGGUUUGGGACCUGUAAAAGAUGGAGAGUCACAGUAUUCUGUGGUGCACUGUACUGGAUACAUCAAGGCUUGGCCACCAGCAGGAAUGACAAUUCCAGAAGAAGAUUCAGACACGGGACCAGCAAGCAAAUUUUGCAUGGUUGCAAUUGGACGCCUUCAGGUCACCAGCUCACCAAUGUGUAUGGAUAUGAAUGGAUUGGUCGUCCCCACAGAGUUCCUGUCCAGACACAAUUCAGAUGGACUUUUUACAUUUGUGGAUCACAGAUGUAUAACUGUCAUUGGCUAUCAGCCACAGGAUCUGCUGGGGAAGGACAUUGUAGAAUUUUGUCACCCAGAAGAUCAAGGUCAUGUGCGGGAUAGUUUCCAACAGGUCCUUAAAUUGAAAGGGCAGGUGCUGUCAGUGAUGUACCGCUUUCGAACAAAGAGCAGAGAGUGGCUAUGGAUAAGAACAAGCAGUUUUACUUUCCAGAAUCCCUAUUCAGAUGAAAUUGAGUACAUUAUCUGUACCAACACCAAUGUAAAACAACUCCAACAGCAACAGCAAGCAGAGCUUGAAGUUGUUCCAAGAGAGGGGCUAACAUCCUAUGACCCUUCCCAGGUCCCUGUUCCAACUGUGUCUGCAAACGUUCAAGAGCACGGGAAGUCUAUUGACAAAUCAGAUCCAUUAUUUGCUCAAGACAGGGACCCCAGGUUCACAGAGAUCUAUACAGGUAUUUCACCGGGUGAAAAGAAGACGAUGUCUACACCGUCAGCUGCAAGCAGCCAACAGAUUUAUUCACAAGGAAAUUCUUUUCAACCUGGAAGAUCAGGACAAACAUUUAGCACUUCAAUGGUACCUGGUGGAAACAUUAUUCAACAGGCGUCCUCGGCGGGCCAGAUUUUAGCUCAGAUAUCUCGCCAGUCAAAUGCUAAUCAGGUUUCUGCAACAUCUUGGACUGGAACUCGACCAUCUUUCCCCGGACAGCAAGUACCAUCGCAGUCUGGUAAGACUCAGUCACCAACGUUUGCUAUGGGCUCAAGUCACACGUUUCCAGCAGACCCAUCGACAUUCAGCCCUCUCUCCAGCCCAGUGUCUACAUCUUCACCCGGUGGACCUUCCUACACCAGUCUGGGAAAUCGAGCUGCUAGCUUUGGUGAGAGUGGACAGAAUAGUGGACAGUUCCAAGGCAGAUCAUCAGAGGGAUCAGCUGUCUGGUCUCAGUGGCAAGGCCAACAUCACAACCAGCAAACAAAUGAGCAGCACACUCACUCACAGCCUGGACAGCCUGAGGUGUUCCAGGAUAUGCUAUCAAUGCUUGGAGAUCCAACACAGGGCACUGGAAAUUACAAUAAUGAGGACUUUGCUGAUCUAAGCAUAUUUCCACCAUUUUCUGAGUAAACAAAAAUUAGUGGAUGCGAAAAUAAUUCUCUCACACACAAGUCCAAUCUUUAACUUAUUGAACUCAUUUGAGAAAACUGCGACAUUGACUUUAAACUGAAGUUUAAUUUGAAUACGAUUAACCUGAGUCAGUGAAUUGUGGAAACUGGAACAAUUUUAAUUAAUCGUCUAAUUUGGUGUGUAUAUGUGUGUUUGAGCAUAUCUACGCAUCAGUGACUGUGUUCACUUGCCUUUUUGAAGGGCAGGGGGAUCUGGUCAUGUUGGUAUCCAUUAAAAAUAAUGCCAUAUGCACUUCAGAUCCAUGCCUUAACCAUCAUAUCUUGCAGACAACACUGCAGCCUGUGGAACUUUUUUAUUUGCUCUAGCUUUUUUACAUACAAUAUAUAAAAGCACACUUAGAUCUGUUGUAUCUAGGCAAUCUUUAAUGGUGUUCUUCAAUCUUAUUGAGUAAGGAAAAUUAUUUUAUUAAGAUUAAUAGAGCUAACAGGGAAGUCCACGUGCUGUGCAAAAAGCAGCAUAUUCAAGAACUAAAAAAAAAUGUAAAAUACAAUAUUAGGCCCAAGUGGAAGCACGAUUUAAUUAUUAAACCUAUAGCAGCAUAGUAGGCUAGUCAUUUUAACUUGGUAUUUACUCUUUGCAAGGUUACUGAGACAUUGCAUUCUAACAGUAUAAAAAGAUUUAAUAAGCAAUCCUCAAUUUAAAUAACAAAUGGAAUCCACCUUUCAAAAAUGUGUCCAUAUCUAUUUGCUGCAAUGUGAUUUACUAUCACCUGGUCUACGGUAUAUUCUUUCCCUCUCCCAUCCCCUUCCCAAUAGUGGAGAGAGCUAUUUUGCACAAGCUAAUUUUCUGUUUUCUGGCAAUGGAAUGGUCUUGGACCCUCUAUGUAUAUAACAUUGUACUGUAACUUUUAUUAGAGUGAAUGCCUGAUUUAUACCUUCCACUCCACAUCACAUUUGAGACCUUUUUAAAGAAAAGCUAGCACCAGAUUUUAAAGUCUUGCUCAUGUACAACUCAAGAUAUCCACGGAACACCAAAAUUGGAUAUAAGUUUUUAAUGUUGAGAAAGAGUUAAUCAUGCAACUGACUCCUUAAUAAUAUUUUAAUUAAAAAAAUGCUUCCUGGGCAUCCAGUGCCACAGCCCAGCAAAUUAAACUGUUCCUGAAACUAUCUCAUCUCAUCCAGGUGGUGUCAGGAGUGGGGCUCAAUGUGAUGAUUCCUGUUGACCAAACCAUGUUUAAUAAUGAAUUAUUUCAGCAAUUUACCCUUUCAAACCACCCCUCCCACCUUAAAUUUGCAGUAUUAAAACAAUUUAUUUAGAAAACAACCACUAUCCAUAACAUUGAGUUGGAACUCAGCCUUAAAGUAUUGAUUGUAAUGUCAAAUAAUUGUCAGGUUUCAGCAUUAUGUUGCAACACUCCUUUCGAGAUUUAUUUAAAGCAUCAAGCUACGCCAAGCUGAUGUCUAGUAAAUACUUAGUAGAAAAUAAUAAAUAAUAAUAAUAAAUAAAUAAUAAAUCUGUCCGUUUUCUAUCGUUUGCAUGAGAUUAAUGCUUCUAAUUUCUGUAGAAUUUUGUGCGCAGCUAAAAAGUAAAACCAUGGUUGUAUAUAGCGUAUUAUACAUGUAGUAAACCAGCUGUUUUUAGAUCUGUAUUUCUGAGUGUUUUGUAAGUACUUUUGAUGUAUUUUGACAUAGUGUAGCAUUCUAAUAUUUGCUAAAGUGUUUUUAUUUUUGUAUGCUGCAGUGCCAUUCCAUGUAAAACUCUUAACGUGUAUUAUUUAAAGCAGAAAUUGGAAGAAAAUUAACUGCACUGAUAAAUAUUUAUAAUGUUUAUCAGGAUAAUUGGCUCAAAAUGUGAUCAUGAAGAGUUUUGUAUAUGUUAGGAUAACGUUAACAACUGUUUCUUCUAAAAUAUCAAGCUAUUUUAGUGGAAUGUUUACUGAAGACAAAGUUAAACACAGGUUAUUAUAAUCAUCUAAUUUAGGUUUCGAAAGAAUUUGUACAAAUGAAUUGUUGACUAUGAAUAACACUAAUCUUCUUCACACUAUUUAAGUCAAAGGUACAGAAUCACUGACAAUUUUACUUAUCGUCAUCUUUGCACAUAAAAUCCACCUUUAUACAAUGGAAAACAGAUGCAUACCCAGGUACACAUAAAAGUGGCAUUCACAUACUCUAAGUCACGACACUCAAAUUUUGACUUAGUUGGCAUGAUUUCCUACUAAUCUUCCUUUAAAAAAAAAUUGGAAAUCAUAAACACAGCCAACGUUUCAGGCCAAUUUGUAGUGUUCACUGACCAAGAAAAGGGUUGAAAAGUCCCAACAAAAGCUUCAAACAAAAGCUUCGGCUGCCAGGUUCAGGGUGGCAAUUUCUUUCAUGAAUUUGUUGGUGAAUCAAUUAACACAGCAACAUGCAAUUUGUGAAUGUCGCAUUUUAGAUCCCAUUAUAUGCAAAAAGAAAUGAUGGUUAUAAAGAUAGAAUAGUUAUCUUGAUGAUUUAUUUCACUUUUUUUUAAACUAUAUCUAAUUGAUAUUUAUGUAUAUUUAUUGUAAUGUGCAUAGUGUAGUUAUGGAUCUUGCUAUAAUUAACUAAGAUAAUUAGUAAAAACACAUUUCCAACUGAUGUUCAUAUACACGACAGUAUUUUGAAGACUCAACACAAAGCCUUAUACUUAACUUUACUUGAUAUUGUUCACUAGAUAGCUCUCCUAUUUCUGUAGCCUGGAGUUUUAAAUUACAACUGAUUAGUGUAGGUCGUGAACCUGUUUCAGUAAGAUUUACGAUAUGAUUAUUGAUUUCUUAUAUUUUCUUUUUCUGUGUGAAAGUUCAAUUGUAGUGGACACAAAUGACAAAUAGUUUGUAUAUUAAACUGAUACCUAAACAUUAUGCGUUAACAUUAGCCAACAUUUUUUAAAAAAAAAUCAUGUUAUUAUCCAUACCAUGAAUAUGGUCUUUAAAACAUUGGUAUAUGUAAAAAGAGCAAAAGGUCCAAAUGUCAGAUUUAGUGUAGUAUGUGUCUAUGUGUAUUGCUGGCAACUAAGCCAAAUUAAUAGAAAUUGUCUCUUUGAACAUCUGUGUAUGUAUACAGGAACUUGGUUUAAUUGUUACUGUGUUCAGAUGUAGUACACAUAUCAAUGUAAAGCCUUUGUUGGUUCCCUGUGUUUUGCAAGGAUCUGUCUCUCAAGGCAGUUGCCAGGGAUCACAUUUAAAAUCAAGAUUGCUUCAAAUGUGAUUUUUGUCAAACUUGCAAAGAUUAGUAUUUCAUUUGUGCCUGUAACAGUGAAUGUUUGCUAAAGCUAGUCUCAAUAGCUUGUUGUCUGAUUAUAGUCAUAAAAUUGUGUCAGUAGAAAUAGAUUAGUACCUUCAGCUAUUAACUGCUAGUUUUUUGUGUACAGCAGAUUGAGAUUUCUUCCAUCUUAAGUGGAUCCUUUGCUCAGUGAAUGUACAUGCAGUAUUUAUAAUUACUGUAUAAAUAAAUGUUACAUUAAACUUU